This is a messenger RNA of Penicillium griseofulvum, 1470 nucleotides long. RefSeq names its product M28 family metallopeptidase. Gene Ontology annotation, molecular function: metalloexopeptidase activity; aminopeptidase activity. The transcript has 2 exons. The coding region runs from base 1 to 1470 and encodes 489 amino acids. The record is from RefSeq and is a predicted model, not a curated record. Lineage: Eukaryota; Fungi; Ascomycota; Eurotiomycetes; Eurotiales; Aspergillaceae. Gene Ontology annotation, biological process: proteolysis.
AUGAAGUUACUUUUGUUGAUUACACACCUGUCCGUGGCCUUGGCUGCCGCUGGUCGGAGGAAGCCCCUAGUUUCACCGGAUGAUUUCCCUUCUGAUAUUCGACUGAAAGACCUAUUGAAGGGGGCCAAACAUCUUGAGGAUCUCGCCUAUUCGUAUCCAGACCGCAAUCGCGCCUUUGGCAGUGCGGCACAUAACGAUACUGUCGACUUCCUCUAUCGCGAGUUGAAGAAGACUGGCUAUUACAAUGUGUACAAGCAGAAGCAGGUGCACACAUGGACUAGCGCGGAGACUGAGCUGACGCUCGACGGCAAGGCCAUCGAAGCAACCGCCAUGACAUACAGUCCCAGCGUUGAUGUUGCUGCAGAGGUGGCAGUUGUCUCCAACCUCGGAUGCACUGCAGCGGACUACCCGGCCGAAGUGGCUGGUAAAAUUGCCCUAGUUAAACGUGGAGAAUGUACUUUCGGAGAAAAGGCGUUGAUGGGUGGUGCAGCCAAGGCUGCAGCAGUACUUGUUUACAACAACGAGGCAGGCACUGUUAGUGGAACACUGGGUGGACCAUCCGAUGAUUAUUCUCCCAUUGCAGGAAUCUCUGAUGUUGACGGCAAGACCAUUCUCGAUGCUGCCGGGAAGGGCGCCGUGACUCUUGACUUGAUGAUCGACGGCAAAAUCGAAAAUCGCACUACAUUCAACGUGAUUGCAGAGACAAAGGGCGGUGAUCACAAUAACGUUAUCUCAUUGGGAGGUCACACCGACUCUGUCAAUGACGGCCCGGGCAUCAACGAUGAUGGAUCUGGAAUCAUCGGUAACCUCGUGGUAGCAAAGGCAUUGACACGGUACCAUGUCAAGAAUGCUGUGAGAUUCUGCUUCUGGACCGGAGAGGAGUUCGGCCUGCUGGGCAGUGAGUACUACACCUCGCAUCUGACCGCUGAGGAAAACAUGAAAAUCAGACUGUACCUCAACAUGGAUAUGAUUGCCUCGCCCAACUACGCACUCAUGGUCUAUGAUGGCGAUGGAGACGCUUUCAACGCGACUGGACCAGCAGGUUCUGCUGAGAUCGAGCAUAUGUUUGAGGAAUACUUCAAAUCCAAGAAGCUGCCGACCAUUCCCACCGAGUUCGAUGGCCGAUCUGACUACGACGGUUUCAUCUCUCGUGGAAUCCCCGCCGGUGGACUUUUCACUGGUGCUGAAGGCGUUAAGACCGAGGAGGAAGCAAAACUUUUCGGAGGCGAAGCAAAUGUAGCCUACGAUGUGAACUACCAUGCCGCUGGAGACGACUUCACCAAUCUCAAUCACAAGGCCUUCCUCAUUAAUACCAAGGCUACGGCUUACGCUGUCGCGAAAUACGCCAACAGCCUUCGUGGGUUCCCUAAGCGGAGUCCACCACCCGCCGAGGUCACUAAAAGAGCACCCCGCUCGCAUGCUCACACCCCCAAGAAGGCUGGUUGCUUCCACUCUCGGGUUGAGAUCUAA